Zasmidium cellare ATCC 36951 is the source of this 882-nucleotide messenger RNA. RefSeq lists its product as uncharacterized. Bases 1 to 882 code for a protein of 293 amino acids. Gene Ontology annotation, molecular function: FAD binding. The record is from RefSeq and is a predicted model, not a curated record. NCBI's taxonomy places the organism in Eukaryota, Fungi, Ascomycota, Dothideomycetes, Mycosphaerellales, Mycosphaerellaceae. The transcript is spliced from 2 exons.
AUGUAUCGACAUUGCCUGGAACGUUUCGGACCGGAGGGUACAGAGGGCAAGGGCCUGAUCGAAGUGAGAUUCGAGCACAAAGUCGUAGGGACAGGACAGGACGAAAACCAGGCUUGGGUAGACGUCGAGAUCGGGCAAGAGGCCCGAAAGGAGAGGAUAUCAGCAGACUACGUCGUCGGCUGCGACGGCGCCAGCUCCGCCGUCCGUCGAAGCCUCUUUGGAAAAGAAUGGCCCGGCAAAACUUGGGACUGCCGCUUCGUCGUGCAGAACGUCUUUUACGAUGGCUUCGAGAAACACGGCUGGGACGGUGGGAACUACAUGAUCGACAAGGACCACUGGGGCCUCAUUGCCAGACGCGGCCACGGAGGGCUCUGGCGCGUGACGUAUGGCGAUUCGGCCGUUGGUCUCACGGAUGACGAGUACCUCGCCCGGAGAGCAUGGCAUUUCAAGGCGAUGUUACCGGGCCACCCAGACCCGGACGAGUACCGGAUCGAGCAGACGAACAUGUACAACAUCCACAACCGCUGCGUGCCCUCCUUCAAGGUAGGGAGAAUCCUCCUGGCAGCUGAUUCGAGUCACGUGGUCAACCCGAUGGGAGGAUACGGCUGUAUGACAGCGUGUCUCGACGUCGGUGGACUGGCCGAUUGUCUGAUAGGAUACCAUACGGGCCAGGCCGGCGAAGACAUCCUGCAAACGUACGCCGAUGUGCGGCGGGAGAUUUUCCUCAAGUACGUCGAUGCUCGCAGCGUGAAGAACCUCGAACGGGUCAGCCAGACGGAUCCGUGGACGGUGUUGGAGACGGACAAGUUCUUCGGCAUCAUUAAGGAGUUGAACCAGGAUCCGUGUAAGGAGAAGUUGAAGGAGUUUUUAUUGAAGAGGUAG